This is a messenger RNA of Rangifer tarandus platyrhynchus (Svalbard reindeer), 387 nucleotides long. NCBI's taxonomy places the organism in Eukaryota, Metazoa, Chordata, Mammalia, Artiodactyla, Cervidae. The record is from the annotation of a GenBank genome assembly.
AUGGUGAAAGCAGGUGUGCCUGUAUCACCACCACCAGCUCUAACUCCGCUGGAUGCGAUGGAGGGGGCAGCUGCGGCCUCAGCUUCAGGUCUGUGCCGCUUGGAGCGAGGGUCCCUGGGCUGGAGGGUCCUCACGGUGUGGCUGGUUCCCAGGGGAGAUGUGGAGGACUCCAAGCCGACAGAGCUGACGGGACCACUCAUCACAGACAUGACUCCCGGAAGCCUCCGCCUCUGCAUCCCUGCCUCCGCUCAGAGCACCACCCAGCGGCCGGAGGCAGAAGGCGGGAAGUGGAGUGGCGAGGGGAGGAAGGCGCAGCCUCGCAGACGGACGUGGACCGCUGAGGGCCACUCUCAGGGCCACUCGGACCAGCCCCCCGCAGGGCUGUAG